AUGAAGUUGGAUUCGAGACAGUUACGUUACCUGACAGCCGAGGACUGGCGUGUCCUCACGGCGGUUGAAAUGGGCAGCAAGAACCACGAACUUGUUCCUACUGUACUUAUUGCUCAAAUCGCCGGUCUGAGAGGAGGCAGUGGUGUACACAAGAGUAUCGCGACUCUCGCCAAAUCUGGACUCGUCGCAAAGAUCAAGAACGCCAAAUACGACGGGUACCGCCUGACCUACGGUGGUCUCGACUACCUCUCCCUCAACACCCUUCGCAAAUCAGACGCCGUCUUCAGUCUAGGAAACCAAAUCGGUGUCGGUAAAGAGUCGGAUAUUUUCGUCGUCGCAGAUCCUACCGGCAAACAACUCGUCCUCAAGCUCCACAGACUGGGUCGUAUCUCCUUCCGUACCGUAAAGGCAAACCGCGAUUACCUGCGCAACCGCUCCAGUGGAUCAUGGAUGUACCUGAGUCGCCUGGCAGCCACGAAGGAAUACGCCUUUAUGCAAGUCCUCAAGCGCGAAGGCUUCCCCGUCCCCGAACCCAUCGCUCAAACCAGACACACUCUCGUCAUGGAACUCAUCGACUCCUUCCCUCUCCGCUCCAUCGACAAUGUCUCCAACCCUCUCAAACUCUACGGCGAACUCAUGGAGUUGAUUGUCCGUCUCGCCAAAGUCGGCUUGAUCCACGGUGAUUUCAACGAGUUCAACUUGCUCAUCAAGGAGGAUCCCGUCACCAAAAAGUCCACACCCAUCCUCAUCGACUUCCCUCAAAUGCUUUCUACAACACACGAGAACGCCGAAUGGUACUUCAACCGUGAUGUCGACUGUAUCAAGCGUUUCUUCUCCCGUCGCUUCGGCUUCACCUCCGACGAGCCUGGACCCUUCUUCGCCGACGCAAUCAAGGACGUAGACCAAAGCAAGCGUCUGGAUAUCGAGGUUGAAGCCACCGGUUUCAGCAGAAAGAUGGCAAAGGACUUGGACAGGUUCGUCGAGGCUGUAGGCUUCCGCAACGAAGCAGAAGAGGACGAGGACCCUACCGUUGAUAACGAGGAAGACGGUCACGAGGUUGAUCAAGACUACGACGAGGACGACUCAGAGGAGGAGUCUGAGGAAGAGGAGGACGAAGAAUCGAAUUCACGAGCCGCAAAGGAAGAUCAGACAGAGGAAGAGCUCGCUGAGCAAACACACGCCGACUCCUUCGAGAACCCUCAAGUCGACGACCCCAAGCUGGCAGAAGAGCUCGGAAGCCUAGGACCCCAAGACUCUGCACCUGCUCUCACCGCUGCAAACCUUGCCAAACACCUUGAGCCCCUCAACCUACAAGAUCAACAAGACGAAUACAACGCCACGGUAGAGCAGCAGAAGAAAAAGAAAAAGGCUGCCGGCUGGUCCAUCUAA
Messenger RNA from Aureobasidium subglaciale EXF-2481, 1389 nucleotides. RefSeq lists its product as uncharacterized. The record is from RefSeq and is a predicted model, not a curated record. Gene Ontology annotation, cellular component: preribosome, small subunit precursor; nucleus; cytosol. The coding region runs from base 1 to 1389 and encodes 462 amino acids. Gene Ontology annotation, molecular function: protein serine/threonine kinase activity; ATP binding. The transcript is spliced from 2 exons. Lineage: Eukaryota; Fungi; Ascomycota; Dothideomycetes; Dothideales; Saccotheciaceae. Gene Ontology annotation, biological process: protein phosphorylation; maturation of SSU-rRNA.